Molecule: messenger RNA, 3374 nt
Organism: Leptidea sinapis
Lineage: Eukaryota; Metazoa; Arthropoda; Insecta; Lepidoptera; Pieridae
Exons: 2
Coding region: 84-866 (260 amino acids)
Source: RefSeq, a predicted model, not a curated record
UCGAGCAAAUUGUUUAGCGAUCGAUCGUAGAACAUUGUAAAAUCUUAUAAUUUAGCCCAAGAAAUCUGAUAAACUAGUGGAUUAUGGAGUGGACUAAAGACAAGACAUUGAAACUGAUCGACUUAUUGCAAUUGAAUGCAUCCUUGUGGAAUCCUUCACUUUGUGACUCGAGGAAAAGCAAGCAGAGACGAAAAGAGGAGCUCCUGGGCAUUUCUGACAUAUUAGGAAUAAGUGUAUUUGAUGUUACUAAAAAAAUACAGCAUCUUCGUACGCAAUAUAACAGAGAGGCCGCUCGGGAAUCGCGCACUACAGCGGAUGACCCUAGCUACGUCUAUGUCAGUAAUUGGUACGCGUUCGAAUAUCUACACUUUCUGAAAGAUCCGAAUAAACCGUAUAGAAUUGUACAAGUGUCUGAUAAUGGAGAUGAAAAUAGAACAACAAAGUCAAAUGUGGCAUACAAUUAUGAAAGUAAACUGGAUGUACUUCUGUCCCAUAGUAAAGUGACAGACCGAAAUGUUUCUAAGCCAGAAGUAUUGACCUCAGCUUCAAUAUCAACCAAAGAUGAAUAUGCUGUAUUUGCAGAGUACAUUGCAAAUGAGUUGCGACCAUUAAAAGAUGAGAAACAUUUUUUGAUUGCAAAGAAAAAAAUAUUAGAUGUAAUUUUUGAAGUAAAAAUGGGAAUGAUUGGGGAGAAUAGAAUUGAUCAACCAUGUGUUGGGUAUAGAGCAUCACAAUCUGAACCCACAUCAAUGUCUAGUGAUAAGAUAUAUGCAAACAACCAGCCAUCAAUAAACACUAUCGGAGAUAGCCUUCCCCCCUCCCACUCACAACCUUCUUCAGCUAUGAACGAUAUAAUAAUAUACUAGAACUCACUGAGCACAAAUUCAAGAAAUAUAUUAAAGCUUCUUUGACAAUGAAGGCUUACAGUAGAUAGAUAGUAGACUACUUCUGCGCAGGCCACCUAAACUUCUAUAAUAUUAUAUUGAGUAGGCUCAGUUGUUAUAUGAUUUAAAAGAUGGCAGUUUUUUCUCAGUCAUUCCUAUUGCCACUCCCUUAUUGUAAAUAAAUAUAUUUCUGUAAUCAUAAGCAACUUAUGUGAUUAUUCAACAUACAAAGUUGGCACCACAUAGCAGUACUAUCCACUACCUCAUGUGAAGGUCGAUGCAAAUGGUCAAUUAUCUGUUUAUUCUUAAACCUUAUCAGGAACAGAUUUGUUUAUAGCAUGAAUAUGAUAAAUAUAUUUUUUUUUAUUCACCGAAAAUCACAACAUAGCAAUGUACCUAUUGUGAAAUAAUGUGUGCAAUUGUUGUGGUUUGUUGAUAAAUGUGGUAAACCUUCAUCAAUAGUAAUAAACUAUACUAAUAAGAUGAUAUUGGUCUGAGAUAUCAUUGAUAAUCUUGAUAUGUCUUUGCUCAAAUCUUGAGUUCAACCUGAUGAUAAUAAUAAUAAUAAAUCUUUAUUUGUUGCAAAAAAAAAUACAAUUUUGCUUAAAAUUACCCUCGACCCCCAAACUAGGACAUGGGGGUUCAUAAUAAACAAAUUGUUUAGAUUUGAAAAAGUGGCAUCUCGAGUCAGCAGGUUAUCACCUGUAAAGUAGAUCCUGUAGAUGGAGCCACAACCUGAGAGUUGAACAAAGACAUUUGACAUAAUAAGUUCAUGAUAUAUGAUUGCUUUUUGCUUAAAUGCUUGAAUAGGAAUUAGAUUGGCUCCUCUACAUAAUACAAAGAUUUAUGAACUUUACGUCACUCGAACGGUUGGGUCAGUGGAAUAGCGCUCGCACAGAACGCGAGAGGUCGCGGGUUCGAGUCGCGCAUCGUUCAUAGAUUUUGUUUUCAAAUUAAUUUGUGUAAUGGAUGACUCUGAAACUGUGAUCAAAUGUGUAUCAGAAUUAAUUAUCUAUCUGAUAGCACAUUGUUUCCAGGAUACUUUAUAUGAUGAAGUUAGAUUAUUUGUUUUAUUUAUACAAUGUGUAAAUAAUAAAUUAUUUUUUGUUACAAAUUAAAUUGUUUUAUUAAGCCACAUUAACCCACAUUUAAGCAUUGCAUGAUGUGCAGGGUCACAGAUAAUAGAAUAAGUAAUAUUUAUUUACCAUAAAGGGACUUUGAGAUGGGGAGAAGAACUCACAAGAAACUCCCAGCCCAUCUUUCAAAUCAUAUAACAACUUAGUCUACUUAAAAUAACAUUAUAAAAUAAAAAAGGCAUUUAUUUUCUCAAAAUUGAUUCCUUUAGAAUUCUUUUUGAUGUCAUUUCUAAUAUACUAGAUACUACUACCGCUUCGGAAACAAAUGGCGCUCUGAGAGAGAAGAAGCGGCGCAAGAAACUCCCAGCAUUCUUUAUUUGCGCUCUUUUUAAUAAAAAUAUACAAUAUUGUACUUUCUUUGCUAUUGCUAUAAAAUAAUCGUAAUCUAGUCCCAGGCUGUGCGAUCACUUAGAUAUUACGCUGUGGAGUAAUAGGAUUUACGACAGGGCCAUUUUUUUAUAAAAUACCUAAAUUUAUUUAUAGAUAAUUACUGAACAGUGGCUGGGACUUUAUUAAAAAAGAAAAUUUUUUACCCUUAAAGCUAUUAUGUAUCUUAUGAAGCCUACUAGAAUUAGUUACAAGCAUUUCCUUAUUUCUAGUGUUAUAAUAAUGAAAAUCACUAUAAAGAGCAAAAAGGUGACGAUUUUUUUGAACGUAUAUUAAAUUUUCAUAAAUGUACUGACAAUGAACAGUCAUAAUAUUCAUUUCUUUAAAUUUUUCUUUGAGAGACUGUCUAUAACCAAGCUGAUAUAUAGCACGAACAGCUUUUGCAGGUCAAACACUAUAUCAAUGACAGCAGCAUGACCCCACAGUAAAGUACCGGAUGCUGUGAAAAUAACUGAAAUACACUAUAUAAUAUCUUAGGUGGCCUGUGUAGAAUCAGACAAGAACCAUGCAUCAUUAUCCUCUAUAUAAACUACUAUACUAUAGUAAGCCUUCUUUGUCAAAGAAGCUUUAAUAUAUAUCUUGAAUUUGUGCUCAGUGAGUCCUAGUAUACAACACCAUAGUGUAUAAAUAGCUCUGAUAUCUCCUCUAGUGCACACAGUAUCAUUUCAAUCCAGUUGACCACAUGCAACUGCUGCUCAUAUCAUCUGGAUCCAGUACUCUAUGAAUGUCUCUAUUGCUUGGUGUUAUAUUUACGAAGAGAAGUGUUCCAAAGAACUAUAUUACCUGAUUCCCGCUGCCGAAUCCACCAUUCUUCACAUCCACAAGCUGGAAGUGUGACAUUUUCCUCAGUGGUUUUCAAGGAAUUUUCUACACGCAACGGCAAUGUACGCAAAUAAACGUGGUAAACUUAAAGCAAGAAGUAAUAACUCAUCAGUCAUCCUAUUCCAACUGUAAAAGUGGAGUUCCU